CGGAUCUAUGAUUACAGGAAAUUUGGCUGAACUUGCAUGGGGAAGUGUUGAGCUGGCCCUUAAUGUUCUAUUGUUCUCCAGAUUGAAAUUACCUCAGAAAGUUAUGACUCAAGGUGUAUUACGCAUGUCAUUGGUACGUGAAUGUAAUUACAAUUUUGGAAUCGACACCAAGGUACAUUAGGAUGCACAUAGAUUCUUAGAUUGUUAGAUAUGUUGUGGCCUCAUUUCUUACUCCAAAUAUAGUUAGACACUUUCGUUAUUCAAUUGAUUCUUAUCACUUCAUAUAUGGUUGCUUCAUGUUGUUUGAUGCUUUCAUAGUUAUGGAUAUCUUUCCAAUUACUGAUACUGUCUAUGCUAUAAUUAUCAUUAUACGUUUGUUCAAUCUGUUAUAAAUCAUAUUGAAAAUUAUCAAAGAUACUCUAUCAAUCAAGAUUCAUCAUUAAAUAGGUCAAAGAAUUUAACAAAAUUCAAUAAAUCAUUUAAAUUCGUUCUCUUAGAUCAAUACACCAAUGAUAAAUUAAAAAAAGCUUGAAGUAUCUCCUCCUAAUUCAACUUAAACUACAAAUGCAAGUUCACUAAUGGAAUUAGAAAGUUGUCAUUAAUUUGAGAGUCAUUAAAAGAAAAGACCUCUGUUGUUUCCUAAUGUUUAUUAAAUAAAAGUAUAAAUAUCAAAAACAUCAAAAAUGAAUAUAAUAAUUGAUGAACCUGAGAAAUUUGAUCUACUAUUUGAUUAACAUUUAAACUUAGAUAGAAAGAUGAAUCUUUAAAUAAAGCUGAAUUUAUGUGCUUAAGUUUAUUAGAAUUUGAAAAAACAUUAUCCCUGUGAAUGGCUUCUUAAAUAGAUUGCUCAAUAUCAAGCCGAGUUAUUACUUUUAGAUUAAUGAUUUUUCUUUAACCC
This is a messenger RNA of Paramecium sonneborni, 898 nucleotides long. The record is from the annotation of a GenBank genome assembly. NCBI's taxonomy places the organism in Eukaryota, Ciliophora, Oligohymenophorea, Peniculida, Parameciidae.